GAACGCUUCCGUUCCAGUUACCGCCGCGAACAUGGCGUUCCCAGAGCCGAGACCAACGAAGCCAGAGCUGCCUCGGAAGUCCGUACGGAGCCUGCCAUGCCGCCAGGGAGCCGUGCGGGCCGUGCGCUUCAAUGUUGAUGGGCGAUACUGCCUGACCUGUGGCAGUGACAAGUCCCUCUCCCUGUGGAGCCCACUGCGGGGGACGUUGCUUCGGACCUACAGUGGCCACGGGGCCGAGGUGCUGGACGCUGCAGGCUCAUUUGACAACAGCCGCCUAUGCUCUGGGGGAAGCGACCGAGCUGUUCUGUUUUGGGAUGUGGCAUCGGGCCAGAUUCUCCGAAAAUUCCGGGGCCAUGCAGGGAAGGUGAAUUGUGUGCAGUUCAAUGAAGAAGCCACGGUAAUUGUAUCUGGUUCCAUUGAUUCCAGCGUCCGAUGCUGGGACUGCCGGUCACGACGCCCCGACCCUGUCCAGAUCCUAGAUGAAGCCAAAGAUGGUAUAUCCAGUAUAAAGUUGUCAGACCAUGAAAUCCUAGCAGGUUCUGUGGAUGGACGGUCACGACGCUAUGACCUUCGGAUGGGAGAGCUGGCUGCAGACUAUGUAGGAAGUGAGUAUGGGCACAAGGGGCUUGGGAGAGCACAGCUGAGAACAUUAAUGCUUGAGCCUACCCCUUUGCAGGUCCCAUCACUUGUGUGUGCUUUAGCAAAGAUGGCCAGUGCACACUCAUCUCCAGCCUUGACUCCACCCUUCGACUCCUGGAUAAAGACACAGGGGAGCUGCUUGGAGAGAGCCAGCCUGAUGUUUCCCCAUCCCAGGUACAUGGGGCACAAGAAUCGUGAAUACAAGUUGGAUUGCUGCCUAAGCGAGCGUGAUACCCAUGUGGUCAGUGCCUCUGAGGAUGGAAGCGUCUACUUCUGGGACCUGGUAGAGGGCACUCUGGCUCUGACCCUGCCUGUGGGCCGAGGUGUAGUCCAGUCCUUGGCCUUCCACCCCACUGAGCCCUGCCUGCUGACUGCCUCAGAAGGCACUGUCCAGUGCUGGCGAGAAGAAUCUUUUGUAGCAGAAGAUGACCUGCCGGCUUGA
Molecule: messenger RNA, 1081 nt
Organism: Dromiciops gliroides (monito del monte)
Lineage: Eukaryota; Metazoa; Chordata; Mammalia; Microbiotheria; Microbiotheriidae
Gene: WDR83
Product: WD repeat domain 83
Exons: 8
Coding region: 32-1081 (349 amino acids)
Biological process (GO): mRNA splicing, via spliceosome
Cellular component (GO): catalytic step 2 spliceosome
Molecular function (GO): protein binding
Source: RefSeq, a predicted model, not a curated record